This is a messenger RNA of Nicotiana tabacum (common tobacco), 738 nucleotides long. RefSeq lists its product as uncharacterized. NCBI's taxonomy places the organism in Eukaryota, Viridiplantae, Streptophyta, Magnoliopsida, Solanales, Solanaceae. The record is from RefSeq and is a predicted model, not a curated record.
UUAGUCCUUUUGCCUCCGGUAUCUAUUGCCUUCAAGCCGCAUAAAGUAUGAACCCUUAUUUCAGCUCAAAUUUACAAUAUGUACCUACCAUAGUUUUCUUCCUUUUUCACAAUUUGUAUUGCAAAACCUUAUUACCCGUCAAAUUAUUAAAUCAGCAGGAAUUAACAGAGAAGAAAGCAAAGGAAGAUCCAUGUCGGACCCGUACGAGAAAGUGAAAGGAGGUCGGUUAACCUUCAAGGGAGGCGCAGUAGCUAGCCGCAGCAAAGCAAUCGACAAGAAGAAGAAGAAGAAAAAGAAGAACAAGUCCAUCGACGACGUCGUUUCCGACGAGCCUUUGACCGGUGACGCCGCCGUCGCCGCUACUGAACAAGAUGCUGAUGCUGCUCCCGAUGAUAUUUAUACGAUUGACGCCGCUAAGCGUAGGAAAUACGAUGAGUUGUUCCCGAUCGAGGCCAGGAAAUUCGGGUACGACCCGAAUGCAAAAGUCAAGUCCGUUGAAGAUGCCCUUGAUGACCGGGUCAAGAAGAAAGCUGACCGUUACUGUAAAUGAGUCCCUAGCUUUUUGGGUAUCGUCUAUCAAUCCUUGUAAUUUCACUAUUUCAGGUUCAAAUUAUCCUAUGAUGUUAGCUUACCUCGGGGCUUACUAAUAAUUUGACAUUAGAGUUUGGCCCCGGCUUUAUUUCCCUGUAACAAUGGAAUCGUAUUAUGGAACACUUUGAGUAUUGUUUUGCUUAUUGA